Molecule: messenger RNA, 4133 nt
Organism: Protobothrops mucrosquamatus (brown spotted pit viper)
Lineage: Eukaryota; Metazoa; Chordata; Lepidosauria; Squamata; Viperidae
Product: serine/threonine-protein kinase LMTK3-like
Exons: 15
Biological process (GO): protein phosphorylation
Molecular function (GO): ATP binding; protein kinase activity
Source: RefSeq, a predicted model, not a curated record
AUGGAUUAUAUCAGGGCCGGGCUCCCCCGGCCCCUCCCUAUGCUGUGGUUCUGAUCUCCUGCUCAGGCUUGUUGGCCUUUAUCUUCCUCCUCCUCACCUGCCUGUGCUGCAAGAGGGGUGAUGUGGGUUUCAAGGAAUUUGAGAACCCUGAUGGAGAAGAAUAUUCUGGAGAGUAUACACCACCUGCCGAGGAGACAUCCUCCUCCCAGUCCAUCCCAGAUGUCUACAUUCUGCCUCUUUCUGAGGUUUCACUCCCAUCUUCCAGUCAACAGAUGCCCAAAACAGAUUUAGUGAAACACUUGGGUCUAAGUAGACAGCACCUCAGUUAUCUGCAGGAGAUUGGAAAUGGCUGGUUUGGAAAAGUUAUUCUGGGUGAAAUAUUCUCAGAUUUCACCCCUGCACAGGUGGUGGUGAAGGAGCUGCGUGUUAGUGCUGGACCACUGGAGCAGAGGAAGUUCUUGUCAGAGGCCCAGCCUUAUCGAAGCCUCCAGCAUCCAAACAUACUACAGUGCCUCGGCUUAUGCACAGAAACAAUACCCUUCCUCCUGAUCAUGGAAUUCUGCCAACUGGGAGAUCUGAAACGUUACUUGCGAGCUCAAUGCAAAGCAGAUGGAAUGACUCCCGAUUUACUGACACGCGACCUCAGCACAUUGCAGCGCAUGGCGUAUGAAAUCACGCUGGGAGUGUUACACUUGCAUAAAAACAAUUACAUUCACAGUGACCUGGCACUUCGGAACUGCUUGCUGACCUCAGAUCUCACCGUGAGGGUUGGGGAUUAUGGCCUGUCUCACAACAACUACAAGGAAGAUUAUUACAUCACUCCGAACCGGCUUUGGAUCCCUUUGCGUUGGGUUGCCCCAGAGCUGUUUGAUGAGAUGCAUGGAAAUGUCAUUGUUAUAGAUCAAACCAAGGAGAGCAAUGUUUGGUCAAUGGGGGUGACCAUCUGGGAACUGUUUGAAUUCGGCUCCCAGCCUUACCGGCAUCUUUCCGAUGAGGAGGUGCUGACUUUUGUCAUCAAGGAGCAGCAGAUGAAACUGGCCAAACCUCGCCUUAAGCUUCCUUACUCAGACUAUUGGUACGAGGUGAUGCAGUCAUGCUGGCUACCAGCUUUCCAUCGCCCAACUAUGGAAGAGCUGCACUUGCAGGUGAGCUACCUGUUGAAUGAGCGCUCCAAUGCUCAGGCAGAGGAGAGUUUUGAGUGGCGCUGGAGUGCCCUGAAACCCAUGCGUUCCUCUUCCCCACCACCGGCCUCCUCUUCUUCAGCACGCCAUCACUGCCCAUCAGAAGAGAUCUCAGCCUACCCACUCCUGGACGGAUUCCAUGCUGGAGACAUGGAUGACAUCCUGACUGUGACCGAAAGCAGUGGAGGGCUGAACUUUGAAUAUAUGUGGGAGAAGGCCCGGCUGGGGCGAUGGAAGGGCCCUGCCUCAGCACCACCCGAAUACCCCUCCAGCAAUGGUGGGCUAGCGGUGCCUGUCAGCAACCCUUUCUAUGAACAGGCAGUGCAUCGUGGGCACAGUCUGGAGACGCCCAGUGUUGUGCCUGUCAUCAGCGCCCGCAGCCCUUCUGUCAGCAGUGAAUAUUACAUUCGCCUGGAGGACCACGGUAGUGGUGAGGGGACGGUCUGUGCCCCCAGCCCUGGUUCAGCACCACAGCCCCUCUUUCCCUCCAAUUGGGAUUGCCACAAUGCCCCCCUUCGGCCACCUGAGCAGUCCAGUACUAACCCUUUCUUGUCUGGGGGCAGCGGUGAAAGCAAUCCUUUCCGUGUAGAUGGUGAGAUCCAAGAGACGUCACUGACAGAGACACCAACCACAGAGGGUGAAGCGUUCCUUGCAGAAUCCCUACUCACUGUGUAUCAGCAGCAUAGCUGGGAUGUUGAGAUGAUGGAAGAACGAGGGGCCGGGGAGACGCUGGCUGGGGACCCCUCAGAGUUCCAGGGGUCACCUUCCUGGAAACAGGAGCCUUCCCUGAUGGAGGACCACAGUUCUGGCAGUAGCACUGAUGAUGGUGGAAGCAGCAUUGGAGGAGGGCGGCGCAAACUUCUGCCCUGCCCCCUGUGCACUCGGGCACGUUGCACAUGUGCCAUCCCUCGAGGGGAUGUGGUAAGCAGUUGGAGCAACCAUGGCCCACCUUUGAGGCAUCCUCACCGGGAUAGCUAUGGCACUGAGGAUGACUCCUCACUCAAAGUGGAGCGGGGCUCCCUAUCUGACUGUUCUACAGUACCUCCUAGAGACUGUGAUGGAGAUACUGGGGAUCACAGUGAAUUUUAUGACCCACUUAUGGGCACAGCUGUAAAGACCUAUGAACUUCAAGAUUACCCAAAGCAGAGAGGUGGGGGAAACAUCCAUCCACCUGGAUCACCCUUUCCAACUAUGUCAUCCGCAUGCUGCAAUGUGAUUGUCCCUGUAGAGAUACCACCAUUAUCUACUCUAGCUGAGACUAACGAUGAGGAGACUAUUGCAAUUCUCCCAGAAGCUGUUGAUGGAUUUUCAGCUGGCCCUGCAGCCCUGAGCCUCUCCCCAGCAGCACCUGAUCGACAGAGAGGAACCUUAGACUCUGUAGAUUCCUUGGACAUUCCUUCUAAUACGAGCUCCUCAGAUGUCUGCAGCCCAGCCUCCCACUACUCCUCUCCAGGACAAAAAUUUGGGGACAGUGGCUAUGAAACAGAGAGCACCUUUUCACCUGAGUUCAUAUUUAAAGAGGAAUCACCUUCCUCACCUUCUGGAGAAGAGGAAGAAAUAGAAGCAGAGGAUGAUCCUGGCAAUGUCCCAGUAAUGCCCAUCUCUCAGUCCACUAGCGAUCUUACACUCUCAGCGAGCGAAGAAGGGACUGAACUUGAAGAAGAGGUAGGCAGGAGCUUGGGGCUUACAAUCCCUCACCGUGAUUCUGCUUACUUCUCUGAUGGGGAGGCUGAAUCCUCUGAGGCACCGAUUGUAACCAGAACUGAGGAAGAAAAGCCUUCAGAGAAGACAAUAGUAGAUGGAGGCUUUGUGGUUCAGGUGUGCAAAGAGCAGUUGUUGGUCACACUGCAAGAGAAUGUCACACGGAAUCUACUUUGCAGUCAGAAGGUGCCAAAAUUGGGCUUUUCACCAAUUGCCUCCUUAAAAGACCAAGCCAUUGUCAAGCUUUGGAGGCUGGAGCCAGAAGAGACACGGCAAACUGUGGAGGAGGAAGAGAAGGAAAAGAAGCAGCUUGAAUGGAAGGAAGAAGAAAGGAAGGAAGGAGAGAAAGCUAUUCAUACUGAGAUACAAAGUGAACCCAUGGCCAACAUGGAACAAUCACAAGAACCUCAGCAAGACACUUAUGUAGCAACUGACCAGCUCAAAAAGGAGCAGGAGCCUGGGGUCCCUAUGAAUCAAGCCAGUGAAGACAUCAAAGCCAAGCUAUCCCGUUUGUCUCUGUCACUGCCGCCACUGGCUUUGCAGAUGUUUUCCCCAUCUGGCGGAGCAAGGAAAGGACCAUUUUGGGAAGGAACCGCUUUGGGGGAGGGUCCGGCUCUGGGAGGGAGAGAGGCUUCCCUAGGAGCAGAAGAGGAAGAGGAUGCUGAAGAAGUCGAGGAAGGAGGCUUGGCUGAAAAUGGAGGGAGGGGUGUGCCCAUUGUGGUGAAUGAAAGCGAUGACGCCCGCAACUUGCGUGGCCUUCUCAAGUCACCUCGCUCAGCAGAGGAGGCAGCAGCUGAGUUUGACCGCAAGCGAAAAAUGGUCUCCUUCUUUGAUGAUGUCACCAUCUACCUCUUUGAUCAGGAGACACCAACCAAUGAACUGAGCUCACAGGGAGCCCCUGAUGGUGAUGCCCCUUCUCCUGGCUCAGCUGCCGAACCUGGACUUGAUGCGUUCCCACCAGCUGAUGGCUUCAGUGGCAGUUUUGAGUGGGACGAUGAUUUCCCCCUCAUGGCUCAGAACCCAUCUUACGUCUCCAUGGUGUCAGACCCCAGCACAGCACAGCCACACCCAGUCCUGUCUUCACCAGUGCCCAUGACACCUGCCUUGUUGCCAUCAGCCAAGCGGGCGGAGUCCAGCCUCGUGGACACUCUCAGAUUCUCUCGCUUCACCGUUUAUCCUGCCCUAGAGCCACAUCGGCCUCCAUCCUGUGAUUCUGAUUUGGGACCCACAGCUGAUGCUACUGAGAACUGA